GACAUUGUGCGCCUGCCAGAUCCGCCGGCCGCGGACCCGGGCUGCCUCGGAAACACAGAGGGGUCUUCUCUCGCCCUGCAUAUAAUUAGCCUGCACACAAAGGGAGCAGCUGAAUGGAGGUUGUCACUCUCUGGAAAAGGAUUUCUGACCGAGCGCUUCCAAUGGACAUUCUCCAGCCUUUCUGGAAAGAUUCUCGCUAAUGGAUUUCCUGCUGCUCGGUCUCUGUCUAUACUGGCUGCUGAGGAGGCCCUCGGGGGUGGUCUUGUGUCUGCUGGGGGCCUGCUUUCAGAUGCUGCCCGCCGCCCCCAGCGGGUGUCCGCAGCUGUGCCGGUGCGAGGGGCGGCUGCUGUACUGCGAGGCGCUCAACCUCACCGAGACGCCCCACAACCUGUCCGGCCUGCUGGGCUUGUCCCUGCGCUACAACAGCCUCUCGGAGCUGCGCGCCGGCCAGUUCACGGGGUUAAUGCAGCUCACGUGGCUCUAUCUGGAUCACAAUCACAUCUGCACGGUGCAGGGGGACGCCUUUCAGAAACUGCGCCGAGUUAAGGAACUCACGCUGAGUUCCAACCAGAUCACCCAGCUGGCCAACGGCACCUUCCGCUCCAUGCCCAACCUGCGCAGCGUGGACCUGUCCCACAACAGGCUGCAGGCGCUGGCGCCCGACCUCUUCCACGGGCUGCGGAAGCUCACCACGCUGCACAUGCGGGCCAACGCCAUCCAGUUCGUGCCCGUGCGCAUCUUCCAGGACUGCCGCAGCCUCAAGUUUCUCGACAUCGGAUACAAUCAGCUCAAGAGUCUGGCGCGCAACUCCUUCGCCGGCUUGUUCAAGCUCACCGAGCUGCACCUGGAGCACAACGACUUGGUCAAGGUGAACUUUGCCCACUUCCCGCGCCUCGUCUCGCUGCACUCCCUGUGCCUGCGGAGGAACCGGGUGGCCAUCGUGGUCAGCUCGCUGGACUGGGUGUGGAACCUGGAGAAGAUGGACCUGUCGGGCAAUGAGAUCGAGUACAUGGAGCCGCACGUCUUCGAGACCGUGCCGCACCUGCGCUCCCUGCAGCUGGACUCCAACCGGCUCACGUCAAUCGAGCCCCGGAUCCUCAACUCCUGGAAGUCGCUCACGAGCAUCACCCUGACCGGGAACCUCUGGGACUGCGGGCGCAACGUGUGCGCCCUGGCUUCGUGGCUCAGCAGCUUCCAGGGCCGCUACGAUGGGAACUUGCAGUGCGCCAGCCCCGAGUACGCGCAGGGCGAGGACGUCCUGGAUGCCGUGUACGCCUUCCACCUGUGCGAGGACGGGGCCGAGCCCACCAGCGGCCACCUGCUCUCGGCGGUCACCAACCGCAGCGACCUGCCCCCCGCCUCCAGCCCCGCCAGCACGCUCGCCGACGGCCGGGAGGGGCAGCUCGACGGCUCGCUCGAGCCGGCCACCGUGGCGCUCCCAGGCAGCGAGCACGCCGAGAACGCCGUGCAGAUCCACAAGGUGGUCACGGGCACCAUGGCCCUCAUCUUCUCCUUCCUCAUCGUGGUGCUGGUGCUCUACGUCUCCUGGAAGUGCUUCCCGGCCAGCCUCAGGCAGCUCAGACAGUGCUUUGUCACGCAGCGCAGGAAGCAAAAGCAGAAACAGACCAUGCAUCAGAUGGCUGCCAUGUCCGCCCAGGAAUACUACGUUGAUUACAAACCGAACCACAUUGAGGGAGCCCUGGUGAUCAUCAACGAGUACGGCUCGUGUACCUGCCACCAGCAACCCGCGAGGGAAUGCGAGGUCUGACGGGUCCCCGCGGUUCCCAAACCCCGUGCGCUACCAAAUAACGCCUGGACGGCCGGGCCUGGCCGGCGAGCGCCAGGCUGGGGGCUCCUUGUCUGUGUUCUGAUAUGCUCCUUGACUGAAACUGUAAGGGGAUCUCUUCCAGAGACUUGACAUUUUAGCUUUAUUGUGUCUUAAAAAACAAACAAACAAACAAAAACAACAACAACAACAAAAUGAAAUAAAACACAACAAACACCCCAUCCCACCACCUUCGGACAGUCUAUCUUAAAUUUCAUAUGACAACUCUUUCCUCCCUUUGAAGAUCUGUCCAUAUUCAGGAAUCUGAGAGUGUAAAAAAAGGUACCAAUCAUUGAUUUUUUUUUUUUGUAAACUAAAAUGUUUAAAAUAAAAUAGCAUUUACAGUUUUUACAGACUGGUGUAACCUAAAUGAAUUGUUACCUGUGUUAAGGGAGAAGCAACAGUUAAAAUGUUCUUUUCCUGUGGGUGGGGUGAGGGAUGGGUAGGCCAGAGAUUAAGGAACAAAAUAGACUAGAUAUUGAGGGCAAUAAAAAGCCUACCAGAUUGAUUUCCCCCAAGGGAGGAAGGACUGGGGUUUGGGGGGUGGGGGGGCGAGGGGGAAAGCAAGCGUUUAGGACUCAGGGCAGAGGUGCCUUGCACAUAAUGACUGAGCAUCACUGCUCAACCUUUAAGGUAGAGAGAUGAUUGCAAAGGAGUUUUUAAAGGCAGUGCUUAAACAGUCUGUCCGGAGAACAAGAAACAUCUUUAUACCUAAUGAAACCAUCUUGCAAGUCAACUGAAAAUCUGGCCCCCACCCCAAUCACCCCCAUUCCUCAGGCUCCUGGUUCUCUCUGGCCUUCCAUUCCCCAGACUCUGUAGCAUUUGUGUCUAGUUCUCCACUCCCCAAGGGAAAAACAGCCCCCUCGGUUCCUUCUCUGUAGUGUGCCUGAGGGGAAGAGGUGGGAUCCAAAUCUUCAGUGAUAAAAGCAGAGUCUGGAGCUCAUUGUUGAGACUGCAGCAAGCUUAGGCAGUGGCCACACUCGCCUAGUUACUAUGGGGAACUGAAGCAUGCCCACCUCAGGAGCCCUGCUUACAGGGAGGUGACUUGCAGCAGGAGAGUUCAGGGGCAGAGGUGAUGCAAAAGUGAUGAGAAUGGGGGAGGGGUGGGGGAGAAUCAAUAUUUGAUCCUGUGAUUGCAUAUUACUGGGAGGAGAAUAAUGUGUUAAGCAAGGCUAGAAAAGCUUCCUCUUCUCAGAUUGCCUUAUGGUGCAAUGCUUGUUUUCCAACUGUGUUGUGUUACCUUUUUUUUUCCUGGGUUGGGAUCCACACCUUUCUGAGGUUUUUCAGUUUUAUCACGGAAAUGGAGUUUUUGUUUGACUGAACUAAAUUAAAGAGUAGUAGCAGUUGGUGGGUAAGGGGAAACGGGAGGAGGGGGAGGAGGAGGAGGAGUUGUUGGAUGGGAGGAGUCUUUUACUAGAUAACAAUUUAAACAAAUGUAUGAUUGAAAUAAACUGUCAUGGAUGGCAGCUAGUGAAAACUGAACCAAUGCUUAUGUCCGGAAGUCUUUCUCAAACUCAGGUGUUGACUCCUCUGAAUGCUAAUACAGGACUGACAUCAUUUUACUUUUUCUUUUCUUCUCUUUUUUAUUUAAAAGAGAUUAGUCCACAUAGGGGGAGGAGCAAUGGGGUCCUGCACCACCAUCUUCUGAAGUGCAAAUACCCCUAGCCACCUACCUAAAGGAACAAAAUAAGCUGUUUGAAAUGUAGAGUGGCAGCACCAGGAGGUUUAUUAAAGCUGAGUGUUGCUGGGUUUCUCUUCUACCUAGAGAGAAACCCACAUGCCUAAAAAUGUUUUGAAGAGGCUUUCUGAAAGAGAAAUAUUCCGCAAAUAUCUCUAAAUGAUAAGAUGGGAGAGAGCUGAGAACUUCUUACACAGAGACAGACACACACAUGGGGCGAGGGGGGGCUCAUGAAUGCAAAUGCUCGUAUACACACACACACUCACACACACACACACACACACACACACACACACUCCUGCAGUUUUAUUUUCCUGACCAAGAAACUUCAUCAUGCUUUCUGUAUAAGUACAGCAUGACAUUACUGACAGACAUUCUGCACAUAACACCCAUUUAGACUAUUCAUUUUCUAGAAAAGAGAGAGGCUUUGUUUGAUAACUUCAAGAAGGGGGUUCGGAUUUUGUUUAAGCGUGACCAUUUAGGGCUGCCAUUUUAAAUAGAAUAUCUCUGGGAAAGCAGGAGGAGCACAAACAAGGUUCUCUCAGAGACGUGUCUCCCAUCUAGAACAAAUGUCCUUUAAAGAGACCUCGUCUGAAAGACGACGUACCAUUUUAGAGUGAAAUGCUUUCCAAAUCGUGACAAUUCAAGGAAAGCUACUUGAAUUCACUGCUUUAAAUCUCUUCAUAGGAAUGUAACUGGAAUUCAGUGCCAAAGUUACUCUGUUUUGUGGCAUCAGAGACUAUGUUGGUGUGUUCAUAGAGAAGCUUCCAGAAGCAAAAUCUUUCAGGCAAAAAGAAUCACAGGUGUCCCUCACCCCUGCCCCCACCCUAAACUAUGAAGAGUGAAAAUUGUAGAGUUUCUUAUACCAAACUUUAGGGGAAAAAAUGUUUUCUUCUGUUUACAACAUGUCGUGAGAAAAAGUGAGAGAAUAAUCACUUUGUUUUAUGAUGUCCCCCCCACACACAUGACUAAAAACCACACAAGCAGAAGAUCUUAAGUCCACAUAAAUCUAAUAAAAGAUGGCUGUGAAACAGA
Messenger RNA from Sorex araneus (European shrew), 4538 nucleotides. It is a transcript of the gene LRRTM1, whose product is annotated as leucine rich repeat transmembrane neuronal 1. The record is from RefSeq and is a predicted model, not a curated record. NCBI's taxonomy places the organism in Eukaryota, Metazoa, Chordata, Mammalia, Eulipotyphla, Soricidae. The transcript has 2 exons. Gene Ontology annotation, molecular function: protein binding. Bases 200 to 1768 code for a protein of 522 amino acids. Gene Ontology annotation, cellular component: extracellular matrix.